AUUUCAAAAGAAAUACAAAGUAGGCUGCAAUAUUCGCACAAUGUAACUAUUUUAGUGUCCGCUAAUAACGCCUGCUCCUGUGAGUUCAAAUGAAUACUGCAAUGUGAGUAAGUGUGUGACGGUUUUAGUGAGAAAGACUAUUAAGCCUUGUCUCGCCUUGUCACUCCGUUAAUUCUCACCUAUUACAUUGUAUUUUCAUGUUAGACGCCUUUUUUCGUGUCAAGCUUUUUUACGACAGUCUCUGGAUUUGCUCAAACCGAAAGUGUCAGGACGCACAGUGCUAAAACCGUAAGCAAAAUUUAUGAAGUUUUAUACACGCGGCUAACGUAAUACUGUAACGUACUGUAUCACCGAGACUCUGUCAUAAAACUGAUGAGCUCAUAGGAUUUAAAUGGAGGAACACGGAAGAGCGGUUGACACAAUUUACUGGAAACUUAAGAGGCGGUUUCGGUUUGCCGGACAUUGAGCCAGAAUGUGUGAUAACAGCUGUUUCUGUGAAAACAAGCAGGAUACCAUAGACGAAAGCCUGGACAAAACGUGUAUCUUCUGUACCAUCGCGAAGGGCGAUGAUCGAUACACUGAGAUACUCGCAGAGGAUGAGGACUUUGUUUGCUUCAGGGACAUCAAUCCAGGUGCACCUCAUCACUACUUGGUUAUACCAAAGAAACACAUCUAUAGCUGUUUGUCGCUCUAUGCAGAUGACAUAAGUCUUGUUAGGGGGAUGGCAGAGAUGGGAAGAAAUGUACUGAAAGCCAACAAUGUGACAGAUUUGAAAGACAUCAGUCUAGGUUUCCACGUGCCUCCGUAUAUCACCGUCCCACAUCUGCAUCUACAUGUUCUUGCACCUUACAGCCAGCUGUAUAAAUGGGCAAUAAAUAAAUUUAGAACCAAUUGGUACAUAAACGAGGAGAAGACUGUUGAGAUUCUGAUGAAGGGAAAAACUCAGAUGGUCUAAAAGGGAUUUGUGCUAGAUCUGAAUCUUCAUGAAUCUUUGUCUGAGGAAACUUGAAAUCACAAGCCACUUAAUUGAAGAUUAGGGUCACUGCAAAUUUCAUAUUUUUAUUUUAUUUACUACUGAAGCCUUUUUUUUACUAGAAUGGAAGAUUUAUAUUACUGACAGUUACUAACAAAGUGUGAUAUUUAUUGUUAUUGCAUAGUCUGUUAUUCACUUUAUUCAUUUUAGAUCACAGUCCACAUGCUUUAUUGUCAGCAAUGAUCAAAUACCAUAGUAUUAUUAUUAAUUAUUAUAUAAGAAUCAGAGGUCAUUAAAGCUCAUUCAUUCAUCAUUCAUUUUCUUUUCGGCUUAGUCCCUUUAUUAAUCUCGGGUUGCCACAAUGGAAUAAACCCCUAACUUAUCCAGCAUAUGUUUUACACAGUGUAUGCCCCUCCAGCUGCAACCCAUCACUGGGAAACACUCAUUUACACACAUACACUAAGGACAAUUUUAGCUUACCCAAUUCAUCUAUAGCAUGUCUUUGGAUUUGUGGGGGAAACCGGAGCACUCGGAGGAAACCCACGCGAACACGAGGAGAACAUGCAAACUCUACACAGAAAUGCCUCAAUAAAGCUCAGUAUAUACUUAUUCAUAUAUUGAUGUACAUGCAUUCUAAUUGAUGAUAUAUAAAUGAUAAUUUAUCUAUAUUUAUGUGUUUUGAAUAAAACCUUUUUUUU
Molecule: messenger RNA, 1671 nt
Organism: Danio rerio (zebrafish)
Lineage: Eukaryota; Metazoa; Chordata; Actinopteri; Cypriniformes; Danionidae
Cellular component (GO): cytoplasm; nucleus
Molecular function (GO): adenosine 5'-monophosphoramidase activity; catalytic activity
Source: RefSeq, marked validated